AUGUCGAUGUCCGAAGGCUCCUCCUCGAAGGGAGAAGGAGAGUUCUAUUUGAUGAGCUGCAUCAAGGAUGUUCCCACCCUAAGAGGGGAUAACUACACAGAGUGGAGGAAGAAGGUGGAUUUCGGCUUCGUAUGUGCUGAGGUGGACUGGGUGCUUGAAACACCGCAACCCACAAAGCCUGUUGACCCCGUCAGAGAUGACAAGGAUGAUGAUGAGGCAUGGGACAAAAAUAAAAGAGACCAUGCUCCUAUGGAGAUAGCCUACACCUUAAAGAACAAAAAGUGGCAGACUGCCAAUAAAAAGUGCAUGGCAUUUAUAAAGAACACAAUUGAGAACGCCAUCAUGGGCUCAAUUGCAGAGUGUGCUUCCAUUAGGGAGUACUUGGAAACGAUAAAGAGCCAGUUCACUGGUUCUUCAAAGACAUAUGCAACCCAGUUGCUGAAGCAGCUGGUUACAGAAAAGUACACUGGAGGUGGGCAUGGCAUCAGGAAGCACAUCCUCAGGAUGAGCAACCUGGCUGCAAAGCUGAAGCCCAGGGAUGAUGACCUAGAGCUGAAGCCUGCACUUCUGGUUCACUUGGUCAUGGCUUCACUGCCAUCACAGUUUGACAACUUUGUUGUCAAUUACAACAUGAACCCUGAAAAAUGGGACAUUGAAAUGACCAUUGCUAUGUGUGUGCAAGAGGAGGAUAGGCUCAAGGCACAAAAUGGAGGUUCUAUAAAUUAUGUGAAGGACAACAAGAAAAGAACCUUCACACAAAGCAACAAGGGCUCUCCUUCAAAGCCAUAUGCAAAAGGUUCAAUGCCGCAUCAUCAGAAGUUCUAG
Molecule: messenger RNA, 825 nt
Organism: Lolium perenne
Lineage: Eukaryota; Viridiplantae; Streptophyta; Magnoliopsida; Poales; Poaceae
Source: RefSeq, a predicted model, not a curated record